This is a messenger RNA of Styela clava, 2352 nucleotides long. The record is from RefSeq and is a predicted model, not a curated record. NCBI's taxonomy places the organism in Eukaryota, Metazoa, Chordata, Ascidiacea, Stolidobranchia, Styelidae.
ACUAAAAGUUGAAUUGUAGAAAACGCAUCCAAAAGUGUGACAAUAACAGCAAAUUUGUGGAAUGGAAAUAAGCGUUUAUCGUGAGCGCCAUGGUGAUUCCCGGGUAGAACCCUAAUAUUUCAUCGCAAGUUAAAACACUCAAAUUCCAUUUCCAAUCGCAGGAUUCUAGCUCGUAAAAACUAUAGGCCUAUUUCCUAUUUUAAGAGUGCAGUGCAGAACGCUGUGAAGCACGUCACAAACUCUUACGCAUUCACAUGCCGUCGAUUUUUUAGAAAAAUAUUUCAAAUAUGGAAUCCACCCUUGAAGUUGAGACUGCCAAGUUUGGUAUUGUUGAUUAUGCUGUGUUCGGAGGCUUGUUAUUUGUGUCUGCUGCAAUUGGAAUUUUUUAUGCUUGGAAGGAUCGUCACGAAAAAGAUGCAGAAGCAUAUCUUGUUGGUAAAGGUAAAAUGUCACCGAUUCCCGUCGCCAUUUCCCUUUGCGUAUCAUAUGUUUCUGGUCUUCUUAUGGUUGGUUUCCCGACACUAGUUUACUACUUUGGCGCUGUAACUUGCUGGUACUCUGCCGCAUAUUUUGUCGGACCGUGGAUUACAGGACUAUAUUAUAUUCCGAUGUUUUUCAGACUAGACAUAAUGUCGGUUUAUGAGAUUUUAGAAAUGCGAUUCGGUAAAGUUUGUCGACUAAUUGGUUCCACAUCGAUUAUAGUUCUUAUGAUUGUAUAUAUGGGCAUGGUAACAUUCAUUCCAUGUUUAUCCCUGAGCGCUGUAUCGGAUGCAUCGAUUCCACUCUCCAUACUCUUGACAUGCGCGGUCUGCACUUUCUACACUACGCUGGGGGGAAUAAAGGCAGUUAUUUGGACUGAUGUCGUUCAGGCGUUAGUGAUGGUGUUAGGAAUGAUAUCUGUAAUUGUAACAACGACAAUAAAAGUCGGUGGUGUUUCAAAUAUCACUGCAGCAUUGGAAAGAGGAGAUCGUUUAAAUUUUGUCGAAUGGUCUACGGAUCCUUACCUUCGAUAUUCAACAUGGUCUAUAGCUAUCGGUCUACCUGUUAUCUGGAUAAUGAUGUCAGCAAUAAAUCAGCCGAUGGUCCAAAGAUAUUUGUCUUGCAAAAACGUCACUCAAGCAAGAGUGGCAGCGUGGCUUUUACUUAUCCCUCAGCAACUAUUCUUUUGGUUGGCAUUCAUUACAGGUAUGGUAAUGUAUGCCUAUUACGAAGGGUGCGAUCCAUUAAAGGCUGGAGUCAUUGAAAUGCCGGACCAAGCUCUUCCAUACAUGGUAGUUGAUCUUUUUCAAAAUGUUCCGGGUCUUGCAGGUGUUUUCAUUGCCGCUGUUUAUAGUGGAACAUUAAGUACUGUAUCAUCGGGAAUCAAUGCUCUUUCAGCAGUAAUCCUUUCGGACAUCAUCUUGAAGAUCAAACCAGAGUUAGCCAAGAAAAGUUUGAUGAUAAGUAAAAUACUGGGACUUGUUCUGGGGGUAAUUGUUCUAGGUAUGACGUAUAUUAUAUCUGCAAUAGGAAAAAUGGUCAUUGAUUUGUUUUUCGCAGUCUUCGGUGGAAUUGGAGGUCCAUUAUUGGGCGUUUAUACCUUGGGAAUGUUUUUUCCUUGGUCAAAUCUUUACGGAGCUGUUGUUGGACAGCUGAUAGGAACAUUCUUUAGUAUAUGGAUUUCCGUUGGACAAAUUAUAUACCCUCCACCACCAGAAAAACUACAAAUAAGGCCAGUGUAUGCUGAUGAAUGCGUAGCCUUCAAUUCAAGUGAUACUGCGCUAUUUUCUACAGCGGAUUACAAAUUAAAUUUGAGUGAAGUGGAUGUUUCAACCAUACAUACAAGCACAGAAUCAAACAGGCCACCUAUAGCGGAUUCAUUUUAUGCAAUAUCAAGCAACUACACUGGGUUGUUGGGAUUUCUAGUCACCAUUAUUAUUGGAAUUAUUGUCAGCGGCAUAACAGGAUUUGAAGACCCGAAAUAUGCAAAUACUGACAUAUUCACUCCUUUCGUGGACAACAAACAUCUUCCGGAAAGCAUAAUCAAAUUUUUCAGAUUUGGAGUUCCGGAACGAGAAAAAGUGAAAAACGAGGAUUGGGGCGAAGAAAAAACUGAUGAGAAAUUAAAAGACGAAAUAUCCGCUUGAAAUAUAUAUAUAUAUAUAUAUAAUAGAAUGCAAGUGUGAUAAAUAAAAUGCUGACGAUACAUUUAACGUUGUUAGUGUUACCAACAGUUGUUGGUGAACUGUAUUUAAAAAUGCAAAUGCCAUAUUCUUAUGUACUAUGAUCUCAUAUGUAUAAAUUGUUCUGAGUUUCCCUAUACCGUAUUUUACGGACCAUAAGGCACUCCGCCAAUAAAUUACUUUUAUUGGG